CAAACCUCAAAUCACAGUCUGUGUUCUACCCACUUAAUUGAUAGAAAUGUGAGUGUAAUACAGUCUAUAGAAACUGUGUCUAUUCCCCGAAUAGUGAGGUUCAACAAUAAAAAUAAAGGAUCUAGAAAAAAUCUGAUCGUGAUCAAACCAGAAAUUCGCAAAAUUACCGAACAAAAACAAUUUCUAAAGCUAGGGCUACUAAACAUUAGAUCGCUGACACCUAAGGCGGUUAUUAUAAAUGAAAUGAUCACAGAUAAUAGUCUUGAUGUAAUUUGCCUUACUGAAACAUGGCUUAAACCAAAUGAUUAUUUCGGUCUUAAUGAGUCUUGUCCACCUGGCUACUGUUAUAAAAAUAAAUGCCGUCCGGUUGGCCGUGGCGGUGGUGUUGCAACAAUCUAUAGAGAGAUUCUUAACGUUACCCAGAAAACAAACUACAGGUUUAAUUCAUUUGAAAUUCUCGUGCUAACCGUUACACUCUCAGAUAUAAAUAAAAAGUCGCUACUAUCUCUUGCUUUGGCUACUGUUUAUAGACCUCCAGGGCCUUAUGUUGAUUUCCUAAAAGAGUUUGCAGACUUUCUCUCAGACCUAUUGGUCAACGUUGAUAAAGCGCUGAUUGUUGGAGAUUUUAAUAUUCAUGUAGAUAAUACAAAUGAUGCGUUAGGGGCUGCGUUUACAGAUUUACUAAACUCGUUUGGGGUCAAACAAAACGUCACUGGACCCACUCACCGUCUUAAUCAUACACUAGAUUUAAUUAUAUCACAUGGAAUCAAUCCUACUGAUAUAGAAAUUCUACCGCAAAGUGAUGAUAUCACUGAUCAUUACCUUGUAACAUGCGUACUGCAUACUGCUGAUAUUUGUCAAAUUGCGCCACGAUAUCGACUAGGUAGAACAAUUCUUCCGACAACUAAAGAUAGAUUCACAAAUAAACUGCCUGAUCUGUCUCACCUGCUCAUUGUACCCAAACACACAAAUGAUCUUGAGAAAAUUACUAGCAGUAUGUGCACCACUUUCACUAGUACAUUAGAUACUGUUGCACCGAUGAGAUUAAAAAAAGGUUAGAGAGAAAAAUACUGUACCAUGGUACAACAAUAUUACUCACGCUAUCAAAAGAGAAACUCGUAAUCUAGAACGCAAAUGGAGACAAACUCGUUUAGAGGUCUUUAGAAUCGCGUGGAAAGACAGCUCGUCCCGUUAU
Molecule: messenger RNA, 1195 nt
Organism: Ctenopharyngodon idella (grass carp)
Lineage: Eukaryota; Metazoa; Chordata; Actinopteri; Cypriniformes; Xenocyprididae
Exons: 1
Molecular function (GO): catalytic activity
Source: RefSeq, a predicted model, not a curated record